Molecule: messenger RNA, 1644 nt
Organism: Geosmithia morbida
Lineage: Eukaryota; Fungi; Ascomycota; Sordariomycetes; Hypocreales; Bionectriaceae
Product: Fungal trans
Exons: 4
Biological process (GO): positive regulation of transcription by RNA polymerase II
Cellular component (GO): nucleus
Molecular function (GO): sequence-specific DNA binding
Source: RefSeq, a predicted model, not a curated record
UGGGUUAGAAAGACUCUUAUCUGCUCUCACUCUAACACGAAUUUCACAGUAUGGCUUGCUCCGUCCUCAACCUGGUCUUUUACGGCAAGGUUGAUCCUUCUCCUUGAAAACAAGCUGAGUCCAGAUUCCGAGCCAGAAAAUUUACCAUCUAUAAGCCUUCGCGGGGAAGAGGUUUAUACUCUCCAAUUCAACACUUCCGCAGGGAUUUCGGAGUCUAGUGAGGUGUCCGAUUUCAGUGGAUUGCCUUCGGUAGACUACGCGUUUUACCUGUUCCGCACCGUACGUUUCCAUCUUGGGCAAGAUUACCAUUUGAUUGAAGACGAAGAUUUCGAGGAGAGUGUUCGCGAGUUUUACUACGGUAAUGCAACCCAAAAGGUUGCAUACUCUAGACUGUGGUUUGUUCAGUUCCUCAUUGUCCUCGCUUUUGGCCAUGCAUUUCUUCUUUCCACUAAGGGCUGUGAAGCUCCUGGGUCCAAAUUCUUCAUUCGCGCUAUGUCAUUGAUGCCUAGCCAUGGAUCCCUAUGGAAAGACAGUCUGCUGGCGAUUCAAGUAUCCGCCCUGGCUGGGUUGUAUCUGUAUUCAGUGGAUAACAGGGAGCCAGCCCAUAUUUACGUACGUCAAGUACCCAACACCUCCUCAUCAAAAGCGGUUCACAUAGAGCUGACCACCUUGACUUUGCUUCCUGAAAGGGAACUCGGAACGGACGUGGUUCUAAGGUGUCGAAAGAUUUGGGCAACCCUUUACAUCAUGGACAUGCACUUCUCCUCCUCUCUAGGGGUGCCAAUGAUCAUCCGCGAUGACGACAUUAACGAUAUCCUCACUGCGCAUAAUCUCACAUCCCCGAGUCAAUCUUGCGUAAUCAGAGCGACGAGACCACUCCUAUUGUCUGUACUCAGGGAGAGACUUGAUAACCUCGAUAAACCACAGGACUGGGAGGAUUGGAAAGCUUUCAUCUCUACAACAAAGCCACUAAUCACUACAGGGAUCAAGUCAGCUUUGAAAUCUAUUGAGAUACUAUCUGGUGACGUAGGGAGUUUUCUUGAACUUCAAUCGGCUGAUGUAUUGAGGGAACACUUAGAGAUGUUUCUACCAUUUGAUCUCGAAUUCAGCUUCGCAGCUGCCUUACAUCUCGCCAUGGCAAACGUUCUUUUCCCCAAUGCGGACGAGCACAGUCAGACCUACUUUUCCAAAGCUUGUGAUAUCUUGGAGGAAAUGACAGAAAGGGGCAAUAGACUUGCCGGCGCACGCAACAAGGAACUUGAGCAUCUGAGCACUCUCUUCUCUAAGCUUUUAGAGAGAGCGGAGACAAGGGGGUUUAAUACUCUGACGUUCAAUCCAGCGUUACAAGCAACGAACGAGGUCCCAGAAAAUUCGAGUACGACACAGGACUGUACCAUCGAAGACAGCGGCUCCACCGCGAUGAACGAAGAUGCAUUUGGCCGUACAUCCGCAAGCUUUGGUGAUGCACCUGCUCCAGUGCGAGACUUCGGUGUACGAAACCCACAAAGCUUUCCCCAAAGCCAAGAACCUUCGCUCGACGUCGGACAAGACAUUCUAGCUAGUAUUGGUAUCUCAUCUUACGACUUCUUUGAGAUAAUAGAUCAGAUACAACCUGGUGAUAAUAUAUUUGACAUGGAGGCCUAG